Sporothrix brasiliensis 5110 is the source of this 534-nucleotide messenger RNA. RefSeq lists its product as uncharacterized. Lineage: Eukaryota; Fungi; Ascomycota; Sordariomycetes; Ophiostomatales; Ophiostomataceae. The transcript has a single exon. The record is from RefSeq and is a predicted model, not a curated record. The coding region runs from base 1 to 534 and encodes 177 amino acids.
AUGUCUCAACCAACAACCACCACCGAUCUCGUCAAGCGUCUGCAAGACACGGCAAUAAGAGAAGAGGAGCGAAUCGCUCUGGAUGCACUCGCCACGGAGAUGGUCCAAGUGCUUCGCGAAGAGAAACUUGUGCGCCUGGGACACGAAGCCGCCGCGCUGGCCGUUGUGGCAAGCCCAGAGAGCUACAGGGACCUGCUCUGGGCAUUCGCCAAUGCCAUCACAGAGGGCACCGCCGACGGCAAUGUGCUGGACCCGUUUCUCUGCAAAACGUUUGUGCGCGUCCUGCGAUGCUCCAUCCCGCGCGACUUAGCUGGCCGUACGAGCACCACAGUCGACAGUCGACUCGGCACCGUCCUUGUCAGCCUCAAACGGCGCCUGGAGUCCGCUGUGGCACAAGGUGACCCAAAUGCAGAAUACCAGUUGGUGUCGACACUGGGAAGCGUGCUGCAUGCCAUGUACGACGUCCAGAUGGUCGGCAUUGACCGCGAAACGGUGCAAAAGCCACUUCUCGAUACGCUGGACACGCUGAGCUAA